GGGCGGGGCGGAGCGGUCUCGUCCCCCGCACACCUCCCGCAGCUACCGGCCCCCCGCCGCCACCAUGGAGAGCUUCGUGGACUUCACCAACCGCAGCCAGGGCCGCGACCAGAUUUUCCGAGCCACUCAGUACACAUGCAUGUUGCUUAGCUAUCUCAUAGAGCGUAAUGCUGGUAAAAAGAAGCUGGUAACGAAGCUCAAGCAGUUGGAAUCUAGCAUGAGCUCUGGCCGGAAAAUGUUCAGACUGGGCAACAUGGUACACGCCUUGGUAGCAGCCAGGAGAACUACACAGCUGCCAGAUGUGGUUCCUCGCUUCUGCCUCACAGCCUCCAACCUGACCCGGGCCCUCUACUUCAUCUGUGAUGCUGUCCUGUGGCUGAAAAGUGUUGGGCUCCAGCCUGAUGUUGAUAAGAUGAAGUGGAGAAAUUGGGCUACCAAGUGUUACUACGUUUCACUGCUGCUGAAUCUAGCCAGGGACUGGUACGAGAUCUCCUGGAGGCUGGAAGAAGCUGUGCAGGAGGAAAAGACAAAGGAGAAUUUAUUGUGGGACACAUACAGUCAGGAACUAAACGGUGUGAAAUGUGAUAGUUUGCAUGGUGUCUUCCAUCUGCUGUUUCAGAUCCUGAAAAAACAUCCUCCUUUGCUGCUGGACCUGAUGAAGAAUCUCUGUGAUCUGUCAGGCCCUUUGGAUACAUUAGGAAUCUACAAGACCAACCCAGGAGUGAUUGGGUUCUGUGGUGUACUCUCCUCACUGGUGGGGAUUCUCACAUUAGCAAGCCCACAUCUGAAGCUGAAACAGUGACAAAAAGAGCUCCAUAGUAUUCAGCAAGCCAGCAGCUUUGAUACUGAUAGGUUUUUAUCCUCCAUACAGCACUUUCAGAAUGAACAUGUCUCACAGUAACCUGAAGAUUAAUUUUGUCCUCUGAAUGAGUGAAUUCUACCCUUUUUCCUUCCCUGUAUCUUUGCCUGGUUCCAUGACACACUCCCUGAUGGAGUGGAGAUUGGAGAAGGCAGGGUGAUAUUUCACAAACAGGAACAGGGUUUGGAACAUGGCUGCUAGAUAAGGAAAUAUUGAUGUUCCUAUAUUUUAAUACAGGGUUGUGAAAUAGCUGCAUAGGCAACUCUACUAGGUAUAUGACUCAUAACUAAUUGUGUUUACACUGGAAAGCUGGAAUUCACCAAUCAAAGGUUCCUACUGAUUUUUUAUAGUGGGCUCAGGCAAGUUAGGAGCCAUGGUUGAAAUGGCCUGAAGUCAAGAAUGAGUGUUCUGAUGGGUUUGGGCUAAUGGAUCCUGUUACCUCUAGGCAUUCAUGCAGUGUGAUGGUAGCUGAAGAGUGGCAUGAUCUGUCCUUCCCAUGACCUCUGUAAUAUGCACUGGUGGCACUGGAUCUGUAGUCUCAUGAAUGCCAAAUUGUGUCCCAGGGAAUCAGCACUUCUUUUCCUUCAAUAAUGUUAUCCAAGGACCACUGGCCACUGAGUCUGACUUCUCCAGCAGUCCAUGGCUGAAGGCUUUGGUGAAGGACAGCAUGGGGGAGAAGCUUAUCUGGGUGCUGAUGAUGCUGUGAUUUGUAGGGAGCUGGGUUUCCAAAGCUCUGAGCCUGGAGCUUCUCACAAGCACUGAAUUUCCCGUUACACACUCACCUUAAGUCCCAAACCCCUGUGAUUCCAAGUGCAACAAUUUUCUAUUAAUCAUAUUGUGAUGAGGAGCUUGUUAUGCUCUUUUCACUUUAUGUGAAAAAUACCAGUUUAAUAGGGAGCUUUGGAACCUGCAGUUAAGGAGAGAAGCCUGGCUUAGUGUUCUCUGAGUCAGAAAAACUGCAAGGGUGUGUUUCUAGUUGUGUAAGCUCCCGGAGGGAAGGGAAUGGAGUUUAUUGUGGUACUGUGAGAAUCCCCUGUGAGAUAAAAAGCCUACUACUGGAUUUGGGCAUUCAUGGUUUAGAUUUCCUAUCUGAUUCUCCCUAUCUUCCCCUCUCAGGACCAUAAGAUUUCUUGUGUGUUCCCUCACUGGUUGAAUGGGUUCUACCAUUUGAAAAUGCCUUAUGUUUGCCCUGCAGCUUUGUCAUUGCCCAUCACUUACCUUACUGGGAGUGAUUGUCUGGCAGUGUGGUCUAGAGAAAUGCUGUAUCCAGCUGUCUAACAGGGCUUGCAAUCUCUGUUGCUCCUGACUUGGCAGAGUACCAGUUUUGACACCAUCUGGGAAAAAUUUGCACAUUAUAUAGGAGUUAAAAAUACCAUUUUUCUUCCUAAAAGUUAGGCCUGUGUGUUCUGCUACUUUCUGGACUCCUUGUUUAAUCUGCCAGGAGGGGUGAACAGAGAUUAACCUGGACCAAGGUGCUCUUAUUAUUUCUUAUGCUGUCUGAAAACAGAAAUUGAAAGGUGCUUGUCUCCUCUAUUAAAAGGCUGGGGAGUUGAGUAGGCAAGGUAAGGCAGUUCCCCAGUUUACUUAAGUUGUUGUGGUUGGAAUUACUUCCAGUUUGAAUCUGAAGUGUUAGCGUGCCAAUGAAGUGUUUGAAAAAUGAGACUACUGUACAGGAUAAUGUAGUGUGCUUGAAGACCAAAUGUGGCCUGCAGCUGCUCUUCUUUCUAAUAUGGAAAUGGAGACCAUUAAAAGUAGAGCAUACUGGGAGUUAAUUAUCAUGCAGCAUUACCUAUGAGAUAUGCUGUCUUCUAGGGCUUCCUCGCUUUUUUAACAAUGGAAUUAUUUUGUUUCUUUACUUCAUUUGUCUUUGAGCUCCAGGCAUUUGGGGCCCAUCCCUCCUUUGGUCAGGUUUAUCAUCUCUGUAAGUGUAGCAGUCUCUUUAAGGAAGAGCAGUCUUGAUGAUCUGUCAAGGAAGAUUUGGCCAUCUUUUCUCUACAGAAUUUCAUCCUCUUGGGGAAAAAGAAAACAAAACAAAACACCAAAACAAUGUCUUGAAUCCCUCUCAGGGGAGCCCUCAGAUACAAAAUACUGCUUUCACUCAUUUGAAAACUGAUUUAUCUUUUUCUCUCAUGUGUAAUAGGUAAAGGGAAAUGGAUUGACACAGUGCUAUGACCUCUAGCCAGCCACACCUUCCUGUGCCUGGCUAAGGGAGAAGAUUUUGUUUCCCUUGUGCCAGGCAAACACUGCAAAGCCAUGAGCCAGGCUUUGGUGAUUGUCCUGUAGAGACUGGCAUGGAUUAGCAAGUAGAGAACCUGGGAGAUGGGGCAGUGAAUUUCCAGCCUGGCUCAACCUUACCUUACCUUACCUUUCCUGUUCGGUAUGAUAUGGCCUGGAGCUUACAGGAGUAACUCUUUACUGAAUGUUGACCACUAACACAGGCCUUCUGCUCCCCAGCUGGAGACUGCAAUUUAAUGUAUCUUAACCUGAUGUGGCUGAAGCCAUAGAAUCAUAAUCAGAUGGAAAAAAUCCUUUUAGUGCCUUUUUUUCUUUUUUGUAUCUAACACAGCAGUUGGAACAAGGACAGCUGUUUGAGCACCAGCAAUAAACCGAGGAGUGUGA
This is a messenger RNA of Calypte anna (Anna's hummingbird), 3478 nucleotides long. RefSeq names its product peroxisomal biogenesis factor 11 alpha (gene PEX11A). The transcript is spliced from 3 exons. Gene Ontology annotation, biological process: regulation of peroxisome size; peroxisome fission. The record is from RefSeq and is a predicted model, not a curated record. The coding region runs from base 65 to 802 and encodes 245 amino acids. Lineage: Eukaryota; Metazoa; Chordata; Aves; Apodiformes; Trochilidae. Gene Ontology annotation, cellular component: peroxisomal membrane.